CGCUGCCAUUUCCUCAACCGACCAAGCCUACCCACCCAUCCACCCCGGCGGCGGCGGCGCAGCAGCAGCAGCAGAAGCACCCGAAGAUGGUGAAGUUCCUGAAGCCCGGCAAGGCCGUGAUCCUCCUCCAGGGCCGGUUCGCCGGCCGCAAGGCGGUGAUCGUGCGCGUGUUCGAGGAGGGCACCCGCGACCGCCCCUACGGCCACUGCCUCGUCGCCGGCCUGGCCAAGUACCCCAAGAAGGUGAUCCGCAAGGACUCCGCCAAGAAGACCGCCAAGAAGUCCCGCGUCAAGUGCUUCAUCAAGCUCGUCAACUUCACCCACAUCAUGCCCACCCGCUACACCCUCGACGUCGACUUCAAGGACGUCGCCUCGGGCGGGCCCGACGCGCUCUCCACCCGGGACAAGAAGGUCGCCGCGUGCAAGGCCGCCAAGGCGCGCCUCGAAGAGAGGUUCAAGACCGGCAAGAACAGGUGGUUCUUUACCAAGCUCCGCUUCUAGAUGCUGGGCGUCCCGCAUAGUCCCUGCUUUAGGUGUCAGUUUCUUGUAUCGGACACUCUUUAAGCUAUCUCUGCUUUGGUAUUGCCAUGAAGACUUCGUGCUUAGUAUUACGGAUCUCUCAGAUAAUUUUAUUAAGACAUGUCGUUGAUGUGCUAAAUGUUGUCAAUCAUAGAUCUGGCUGAAAUUUUGUUCCGAAUUGCUGCUUGAGAUGUAUUUAUUUUCACCUUCACUGUGCUCAAA
Messenger RNA from Panicum hallii, 740 nucleotides. RefSeq names its product 60S ribosomal protein L27-3-like. Gene Ontology annotation, biological process: translation. The coding region runs from base 87 to 500 and encodes 137 amino acids. Lineage: Eukaryota; Viridiplantae; Streptophyta; Magnoliopsida; Poales; Poaceae. The record is from RefSeq and is a predicted model, not a curated record. Gene Ontology annotation, cellular component: cytosolic large ribosomal subunit; ribosome. Gene Ontology annotation, molecular function: structural constituent of ribosome. The transcript has a single exon.